AUGGUGUAUGAAAUGAGUGUUCCUGAUCAGUACGGGUUUGUGAUUUUGGCCUGCGGUGUGUUGCCUUUGUUUACGAAUGUGUACAUGAGUGGUUCUGUGAUGAAAGCUCGUGACUCGUUUGAUGUGAAGUACCCCAACCUGUACGGAGUUCCCGGUGUGCACAAGUACGCAGAUGACUUCAAUCGAGUGCAGAGAGGCCACCAGAAUUACUUUGAGCACUUGACCCACUUCACCGUGAUUUCUCUGAUUGGAGGACUCAAGCACCCGUUGACUUGUGCUGCUUCAGGGGUCUUGUUUUGCCUUGGCAGUGUUUUGUACCAAAAGGGAUAUUCAGACACAAGUCUCAAGGUGGAGACUGCCAGGUACGAAAAAGGAGGAGUCGUCAAAUGGAUUGGGUAUUUUGCUGCCCUGGGAUCUUGUGUCUCCAUGGCUGGAUCCAUUCAACAAUGGUGGUAG
This is a messenger RNA of Seminavis robusta, 456 nucleotides long. The record is from the annotation of a GenBank genome assembly. NCBI's taxonomy places the organism in Eukaryota, Bacillariophyta, Bacillariophyceae, Naviculales, Naviculaceae.